This is a messenger RNA of Saccoglossus kowalevskii, 657 nucleotides long. Its product is annotated as zonadhesin-like. Gene Ontology annotation, cellular component: extracellular matrix. Gene Ontology annotation, molecular function: carbohydrate binding. Lineage: Eukaryota; Metazoa; Hemichordata; Enteropneusta; Harrimaniidae. The record is from RefSeq and is a predicted model, not a curated record.
AUGUGGCAAGUAACAAUUAUAUUUGCUGUGACAAUUGUUCGUGUGUGUUCAGAGACUAUCAGAGAACUUGACAACAGCAACAUGCAUUACUAUAAUAGAAAAGGUUUUCAGGUUCAGAGCGUUGCCUGUGAUCCCGGUGAUAUGACCCUGCAAUGCGAUGAUCGGUCCAUACGCGUCAUUGCGGCCAACUUCGGGCGGACGGACGAGAAGAUGUGCAACACAAGCAGAAAGCCCGGCGAUCUGAACUGUCGUGGCGCAAACUCUCUGAGUAUAGUACGAAGUCUGUGUGAAAGAAAAGAGAAAUGCGUAAUUGGUGUCAAUACAGAUGUGUUUGGUGACGCGUGCCAUGACACGGCAAAGUACCUGGACGUGACGUACACAUGUUGGGGCGGCGGUGACGCUGAUCCAGACAUGGUCACAUUCGACGGAAGACAAUACCAAUUCACAGGCACUUGUAAAACAUACGUACUUGUCAACGAUUGUGCACGUAAAACCUUUGAAAUCACCGCCGAUUUUCAGACAAAGAAUACAUCAGCGGCUGAACCGUCAACUAAGAUGAUUGGAAUUACCAUUAAGGCCAAGACGAUUCCUGCGUUACAUUUGCAGGAAGACAACUCAUACUGGGUAAGUGAUCCUAGGUAUAGCGCCCUCACGUGA